Molecule: messenger RNA, 1326 nt
Organism: Fonsecaea nubica
Lineage: Eukaryota; Fungi; Ascomycota; Eurotiomycetes; Chaetothyriales; Herpotrichiellaceae
Exons: 4
Coding region: 1-1326 (441 amino acids)
Source: RefSeq, a predicted model, not a curated record
AUGACACCGAGUCAAACGCUGGACGCCGAGAUCAGCGCCAUCCUAUCGCUGGAGAGUGUCCGAUCGAAGGCACAACAUGUGCUAGACGCCGCGAGGAAAGACUCCCUCAACCACUUUGACUUUGACGAGACCAAAAUGCCCGAGGUCGCCGAUUUCGUGCUCUCCAUCAUCUCGCGUGACUUUGGACCGGACAGGUACGAUCAGAUCCCUCCGCAUGGACGGUGGCAGCAGUUCAACGUCGGGAACAAGGACCGAAUCACCCCGUUGAUCGAAGAAUGGACGAGCCAGGGCUGUGACAAGAAGGAGCUCGCGCGUCGCAUGGUCGACUUGUUGUUUGUCUCGGUGUUGAUGGACGCCGGCGCCGGUGAUGUGUGGCAGUUCAGCGAGCCGGGAACGGGCCAGACGUACGGGAGGAGCGAGGGCAUAGCGCUGGCUACUCUGCACAUGUUCUUGGGCGGGAAAUUCCAGUCACAGAGCACGGGGGGUCACUUUGUUGAUGCCCGUGGUCUCACCGACAUGACCGAACAGACAAUGCAGCAGGGAUUUCAGAUUUCGACUAACAACGCGAUGACUGCUUUCUCAUCACGGGUGACGCUCCUCAACCGUCUCGGUGUGUCUUUGCUCAACCACACGUCCAUCUUCGGAGCUACGGGGCGACCAGGGAAUCUUGUUGACUACCUCUUACAAAACUCGACCGACUCCAAGAUCCUCGACUUUGCCUUUCUCUGGCAGACAUUACAACAGCUUCUUCUCCCCGUGUGGCCAGAAAACCGACCACACAUCGACGGACGGCCGAUCGGCGACGCAUGGCCCCUGAGGGUUCUUGCCCAGCGGGCCAAAGCCACAGGCGACGAGCGCCUCACGGGCCCCAUCCAGCCCUUCCACAAACUGACACAGUGGCUCGCGUAUUCGCUCAAAGUGCCGUUCGUGAGACUUCUCGAUCUGACGUGGCGGAACGAACACCUCAGCACCGGUCUGGCCGAGUACCGCAACGGCGGCAUCUUCGUGGACAUUCCCGUGCUGCGACUCAAGCCCGACGCCCUGCGGAGGGGGCAGGAGCUGUCGGGCCAGGCCCUGCCCCAGUUCGACGCCACGGGCGACGAAAUCGUCGAGUGGCGCGCCAUGACGGUCGCGCUGUGUGACGAACUCUACAAGAUGAUUUUGGCCCGACUCGGUGCGAGUGCGGACGGAAAGAAAGUACCCAUAAGUCUGGGCCAGAUGCUCGAGGCCGGCACUUUCAAGGCUGGUCGGGAAUUGGCUGCCAAGUACAGGCCGACGACCAGGUCCAGUCCCAUUCUGAUUGCGGGCGACGGGACCCUUUUUUGA